Lates calcarifer (barramundi perch) is the source of this 10573-nucleotide messenger RNA. RefSeq names its product low density lipoprotein receptor-related protein 6 (gene lrp6). Gene Ontology annotation, biological process: canonical Wnt signaling pathway; Wnt signaling pathway involved in somitogenesis; chemical synaptic transmission. The record is from RefSeq and is a predicted model, not a curated record. Lineage: Eukaryota; Metazoa; Chordata; Actinopteri; Centropomidae. Gene Ontology annotation, molecular function: Wnt receptor activity; Wnt-protein binding.
AUUGUUUUCAAUUGUUCUCUAAAUAUCAGCACUGAGAAAUGUGGACUGGAGUUUGUUUUUCAGCCAACAGGACUGAGACAUGUCUGACACGUCUUUCCUCAAAUGAUCUCAGGGUCAUUUUUCCACAGAACAAAGUUUGUUUUCCAGCUCAGAUGAUUUUUUCCUGCACCACACUCAGAGUAAACCGUGUAAAGGUGUUUUGGUGGAAUCUGUAGUGUAGUCCCUCAGUGUGUGUGCACACUGUGUGGUGUAAACUCUGGCUGUGAUAAACUAGUCCCGCAGGAAUGUGAGUGUUGGAGCUGAACUCCGGCUCCUGCAGCAACACAACACAACACUUCUCCUUUCUCCAGGAUCUGGGACGUGUUUCCUUCUCAUUUAGCAGCAGUUUAAACGUGAAGGCAGCGGGGCGUUUUCCGUGUUGUAACAUUAUCUUUGGCUCGAGAGCAUGAAAUCAGAAUAACAAUAGAAAGCUGCGGAGCCGAGGAGCGAGGUGGAGGUGGUGGUGGAAGAGGAGGAGGAGGUGGAGGAGGAGGAGAGGCGGAGGGGGGGGAGCAGCUUCCUCACAGCGGAAGGAGACGACGGAUCUCCUGCAGGACAAUGUGAGACACCGAGAGUUGAUCCAACGCAGUUAGCAAGCAGCCAGCCAGCCAGGAUGGAAGCGGGGAUCGUUUAACACGGACUGUAGCUGAAUCACAACCACAUUAUUGUUUUUAAAUCCGCGUUUUUUCGCCCGAGGAAGCGGCCGCAGCGAUGGGAACAGAGCGCUGAGGAGAGAGCGGCGGCAGGGCCAAGAAACGGGAGAAAGAUGGGUGUCGUGCUGCGGAGUCUGUUGUUGUGUAGUUUUUGUUUUCUCAUACGAGGCGUGCCGCUGCUGCUGUAUGCGAACCGACGGGACCUUCGGCUCGUGGACGCGGCACACGAAAAGGCCAACGCCACGGUGGUGGUGGGAGGGCUGGAGGACGCCGCCGCCGUGGACUACGUCUACUCCCAGGACCUCAUUUACUGGAGCGACGUGAGCGAGGAGGCCAUCAAACGCACCGUCUUCAACCAGUCGGGGGCCGGGGCGGUGGAGACGGUGGUGCCGGGUCUGGCCUCUCCAGACGGGCUGGCCUGCGAUUGGUUAGGGAGGAAACUUUACUGGACGGACUCAGAAACCAAUCGGAUCGAGGUGGCGGAGCUGGAUGGGUCUCUGAGGAAGGUUCUGUUCUGGCAGGAGCUGGACCAGCCGAGGGCCAUCGCUCUGGAUCCAGAACGAGGGUACAUGUACUGGACAGACUGGGGUGAGAUCCCAAAGAUCGAGCGGGCGGGGAUGGACGGGACGAAUCGAUCCAUGAUCAUCGACAGAGAGAUCUACUGGCCCAACGGGCUGACUCUGGACUACAGCCAGCAGAAACUGUACUGGGCCGACGCCAAACACAACUUCAUCCACCGCUCCAACCUGGACGGAUCCUCCAGGGAGGUGGUGGUUAAAGGAGAGCUGCCUCACCCCUUCGCCCUCACCCUGUACGAGGACACUCUGUUCUGGACCGACUGGAACACCCACUCCAUCCACUCCUGUAGGAAACAGACCGGAGACGAGCAGCGCAUCGUCCACUCGGACAUCUUCUCGCCCAUGGACAUCCACGUCUUCAGCUCCAAGAGACAGCCCGCCUUGAGCAGUCCAUGUUCUGUGAACAACGGAGGAUGUUCCCACCUCUGCCUCCUCUCUCCGGUGAAGCCCUUCUAUCAGUGUGCCUGUCCCACCGGAGUCCAGCUGCUGGAGGACGGGAAGACCUGCAGAGACGGUGCGACUCAGAUGCUGCUGCUGGCACGGCGGACGGACCUGCGGCGAAUCUCUCUGGACACGCCCGACUUCACUGACAUCAUCCUGCAGGUGGACGACAUCCGCCACGCCAUCGCCAUCGACUACGACCCGGUGGAGGGAUACAUCUACUGGACGGACGACGAUGUGAAGGCGAUCCGCCGCUCGCUGCUCGACGGCACCGACGCCCAGUUCGUGGUCACGUCUCAGGUGAACCACCCCGACGGCAUCGCGGUCGACUGGAUCGCCCGGAACCUGUACUGGACCGACACCGGGACGGAUCGCAUCGAGGUGACCCGGCUCAACGGGACCAUGCGCAAGAUCCUGAUCUCUGAGGACCUGGACGAGCCCAGAGCCAUCGUACUGGACCCUGUGGCCGGGUACAUGUACUGGACCGACUGGGGCGAGGUGCCAAAGAUCGAGCGGGCGGAUCUGGACGGGAUGGAGCGGGUGGUGAUGGUGAACACCUCCCUGGGCUGGCCCAACGGCCUCGCGCUCGACUACGACGAACGAAAGAUCUACUGGGGAGACGCGAAGACGGAUAAGAUCGAGGUGAUGAACAUGGACGGGACGGGCAGACGGGUGCUGGUGGAGGACAAACUUCCUCACAUCUUCGGCUUCACUCUGCUCGGCGACUUCAUCUACUGGACCGACUGGCAGCGCCGCAGCAUCGAGCGCGUCCACAAACGCACCGCGGAGAGAGAGAUCAUCAUCGACCAGCUGCCCGACCUCAUGGGACUCAAGGCCACACACGUACACCAGUUCUUCGGUACGAACCCGUGUGCAGAGAACAACGGCGGCUGCAGUCACCUCUGCCUCUACAAGCCUCAGGGCGUUCAGUGCGGCUGUCCCAUCGGCCUCGAACUCAUCGCCGACAUGAGGACCUGCAUCGUCCCCGAGGCCUUCCUGCUCUUCUCCCGCCACACCGACAUCCGCCGCAUCUCCCUGGAGACCAACAACAACAACGUGGCCAUCCCGCUCACCGGCGUCAAGGAGGCGUCGGCGCUCGACUUCGACGUCACCGACAACCGCAUCUACUGGACGGACAUCACUCUGAAGACCAUCAGCCGAGCCUUCAUGAACGGCAGCGCUCUGGAGCACGUGGUGGAGUUCGGUCUGGACUACCCGGAGGGGAUGGCGGUGGACUGGCUGGGGAAGAACCUGUACUGGGCCGACACCGGUACCAACCGCAUAGAGGUCGCCAAACUGGACGGGCAGCACCGGCAGGUCCUGGUCUGGAAGGAUCUGGACAGUCCACGAGCUCUGGCUCUGGAUCCUGCUGAAGGGUACAUGUACUGGACCGAGUGGGGCGGGAAGCCAAAGAUCGACCGGGCGGCGAUGGACGGGACGGGUCGGAUCACUCUGGUGGCCGACGUGGGCCGAGCCAACGGACUCACCAUCGACUACGCAGAGCGCCGCCUCUACUGGACCGACCUGGACACGACGCUCAUCGAGUCGUCCAACAUGCUCGGUCAGGAGCGUGAGGUGAUCGCUGACGACCUCCCUCACCCGUUCGGCCUCACCCAGUACCAGGACUACAUCUACUGGACUGACUGGAGCCAGCGCAGCAUCGAGCGCGCCAACAAGACCAGCGGGCAGAACCGCACCGUGAUCCAGGGCCACCUGGACUACGUCAUGGACAUCCUGGUGUUCCACUCGUCCAGACAGGGAGGCUGGAACGCCUGCGCCUCCACCAACGGACACUGCUCCCACCUCUGCCUCGCCGUCCCCGUCAGCAGCUUCGUCUGCGGCUGCCCCGCCCACUUCUCCCUCAACUACGACAACAAGACCUGCAGCGCUCCGACUUCGUUCCUCCUGUUCAGUCAGAAAACAGCCAUUAACCGGAUGGUGAUCGACGAGCAGCAGAGUCCCGACAUCAUCCUGCCGAUCCACAGCCUGAGGAACGUCCGAGCCAUCGACUACGACCCCCUGGACAAACAGCUGUACUGGAUCGACUCCAAGCAGAACGUGAUCCGCCGAGCUCAGGAGGAUGGAAACCAGAGUAUGACGGUGGUGUCGAGCUCCGUGGGCGGACCCAGCCAGGGUCUGCAGCUGUACGACCUGAGCAUCGACAUCUACAGCCGCUUCAUCUACUGGACCAGCGAGGUCACCAACGUCAUCAACGUGACCCGGACGGACGGCAGCAGGGUCGGCGUGGUGCUGAGGGGCGAGCACGACAAACCCCGGGCCAUCGUGGUCAACCCGGAGAGAGGGUACAUGUACUUCACCAACCUGCUGGAGCGCUCUCCAAAGAUCGAGCGGGCGGCGUUGGACGGUACGGAGCGUGAGGUCCUGUUCUUCAGCGGUCUGGGGAAACCUGUCGCUCUGGCCAUCGACAACGAGGUGGGGAAGUUGUUCUGGGUCGACUCGGACCUGCGACGCAUCGAGAGCAGCGACCUCUCCGGAGCGAAUCGGAUCGUGAUCGCAGACUCCAACAUCCUGCAGCCGGUGGGGCUGACGGUGUUCGGGAACCACCUGUACUGGAUCGACAAACAGCAGCAGAUGAUCGAACGCAUCGACAAGACCACGAGAGAGGGACGCACCAAGAUCCAGGCUCGCAUCGCCUACCUGAGCGACAUCCACGCCGUCCACGAGCUCGACAUGAGGGAGUACAGUAAACAUCCGUGUACCUGGGACAACGGCGGCUGCUCCCACAUCUGCAUCGUGAAGGGAGACGGGACGACUCGCUGCUCGUGUCCCGUGCACCUGGUGCUGCUGCAGGACGAGCUCUCCUGUGGAGAGCCGCCCACCUGCUCCCCAGAGCAGUUCUCCUGUACGUCCGGCGAGGUGGACUGCAUCCCUCAGGCCUGGAGGUGCGACGGUUACGCCGAGUGCGACGACAAGAGCGACGAGGAGGACUGUCCGGUCUGCUCCGAGUCCGAGUUCCAGUGCGACAGCCGGCAGUGCAUCGACCUGAGCCUCCGCUGCAACGGAGAGUUCAACUGUCAGGACCGGUCGGACGAGAACAAGUGUGAAGUGCUGUGUCCUCUGGAUCAGUUCACCUGCUCUAACGGUCAGUGCAUCGGGAAACACAAGAAGUGCGACAACAACAUGGACUGUACGGACAACUCUGACGAGAUCGGCUGCUAUCCGACGGAGGAGCCGCCUCCUCCGCCCAACACCACCAUCGGCUCCAUCGUGGGCGUGGUCAUGGCGCUGUUCGUGGUCGGCGCCGUGUACUUCGUGUGUCAGCGCGUCCUCUGUCCGCAGAUGAAGGACGACGGCGAGACGGUCACCAACGACUUCGUGGUCCACGGGCCGUCGUCGGUGCCGCUGGGAUACGUGCCGCACCCGAGCUCGCUGUCCAGCUCGCUGCCCGGUAUGUCCAGAGGGAAGUCUGUGAUUGGCUCCCUCAGCAUCAUGGGCGGGAGCAGCGGGCCGCCGUACGACAGAGCCCACGUCACCGGAGCGUCGUCCAGCAGCUCGUCCAGCACCAAGGGAACCUACUUCCCCCCGAUCCUGAAUCCUCCUCCGUCUCCUGCUACAGUUCGCUCUCAGUACACCAUGGAGUUUGGUUAUUCCUCCAACAGUCCCUCCACACACAGAUCCUACAGCUACCGGCCCUACACCUACCGCCACUUCGCCCCUCCCACCACCCCCUGCAGCACCGACGUGUGCGACAGCGACUACACGCCGGGACGCCGGGCGCCCUUCAAGUCCAGCGCCGCCGCUGCCUCUGCCGCCGCCGCCGCCAAGGGCUACACCAGCGACCUCAACUACGACUCGGAGCCUUUCCCGCCGCCGCCGACGCCCCGCAGCCAGUACCUGUCGGCGGAGGAGAACUGUGAGAGCUGCCCACCGUCGCCUUACACCGAGCGCAGCUACUCCCACCACCUCUACCCGCCGCCGCCGUCGCCCUGCACGGACUCUUCGUGAGCCAACCCCCCCACCAAACCCCUCCCACCCUGCCACACCCCCUCCACACAGCUCCGCCCCCUCACUGUAAAUAGCAAUUGUGCAUAUAUGAGGUUAAAAAUGGGAAAGAGAGACUGACGACUCAGGAGGAGUGAGGAGGAAAAAAGGAAAAAAAGAGAAAUGGAGCUGCAGAACAUUUGUACAUUGAAAAAGAGAAAAGCAUAUUUAUAUAUUUUCUAUACAGUGUUUACUGAUGAUGCCAUGGAGGUUUGUAUUAAGAAAUUUGUACAUUUUUUAAGAAAAGGUUUUAUUAAAAUCAUCACAAAUAUAAGUUGCCUUAAACCAGGAGAAAAAGAGGCUGAAGGACAAAAAGCACACGGUGAAAACUGAGCAGCGGACGUUUAACUUAUCUGAUGCCAAAUAUGAAAAACAUCCACAGCUACAGGAGGCGGAGGCUCCUCCCCGGCCGCCGCCGCCCGGCAGCCAUCUUGUCUGUAGUUACCAUGUAAACUGGAUCGGGAGCGGCUGGAGGAAGACGCCGGUUUCCAGUGGCAGAGAACGUGGUACUGGGUCUUUGAUUUGAAUUUACCUCCUCUUCAUUGUUUAACGAAACGGUUCAUAGGAUCGUGUCUGUCGUGGAUGUGAGUCAUGUGCUGAGCUGGAAAGACCCGGGAACGAGUUCUGAGCUGAAGCAAUAACAUGACAAGGCACAUAUUUAUUAUCCAGGAGCUGAUCUGAGAGUCCUGACGAGGCUGCAGAGGACUGGACUAGUACUGGUUCAGGUAGGAUAACCUGGCUUCUGAACCUGGCUCUUAUUUCUCAUGUAUCUGGGUGUAAUUGGUUGAUAGGGACAAAAACCUUGGGUUCAGCAGCUGCUGCAGUGUAAUCCAAUGGAUUACUCAGGAAUAUGGGUAGGACUCCUACAAAGACAUCUCUAUAUAUCACUACCAGACUCCAUUGACAAAAACAGGAAUUUUACAGAACAGAACUGGAACACCACUGCCUCCAUCUGUGAGUGUGUCUGUGUUAUUUUGUUUUACUUUACCUUCAGUAAAGUCUCCGAAUGCUUUUUAUACCACUGAAAGUCCCACAGUAACACAGACACACUGACAGAUGGAGGCAGUGGUAUUCCAGCAGCUCCUGGUUAAAUCUCUGUUUUUGUCAAUGGAGUCUGGUAGAGAUAUAUAGAGAUGUUUCUGGUUAAACUAAAAGGAUCUUCCUCUUUAAUAAAAAGCUCUGUCUCUGUAGGAAUCCUAUCAUCAUGCUGUCCAACUCUGAGAAGAACAAUCUGACUGUCAGCGACAAAAAUAAGAUUUUUAGUGAACGACCGUUGAUGUGGACAAUUUUGUCCCUGUGAAUCAUUUAGACCCAGAAUGUGGGAGCAUCAGGCUCAGGUUAGAAAACAGCAGAAUUAUCCUUUAAUGUUUGAUAAAACUCUUCAGAGCCCCUCGUGUCCACUCGGGGCCUCCGUACAUUUUCUUUCUCCACUAAAUGUCAGAGGUGAGGUCAGUGUCACAUGACUCACAUCCAGAAAAUCAUCAUCAUGGUCAUGAUGUUCAGACAGGAUUUAAACCAAAACGUACGCUUGUUGUUUUAACAUGUUCUCACUGAAACGUUCAAAUGCCUGACUGCAACUGAACCGACCCAAAGCCGCACAGCGAACACAGGGUGCAUCCAUCAGUUCAUCCUCCACUCCCUCAUUUGAUUCUUUUUUUUUUUUUUUGCCUUUUAAUCCCUGUUUUGUGGAGGACGCAGCGUUUCCCACCAAGAACACGAUCUUGUGCCUGACCAGUUACACAUCUUUAUCUUUUUUUAUGUUGUUGUUGUUACUUUUGAGGAAAAAAACACAAAGGAAAUCCAGUGCCCACUAAAUGCUAUAUAGUAUUUUUGUACCACAUAUUGUGUAGAUAACGUAUUUAUAAGCUAUAUAGAAAAUCAUUGUAAAUCUAUCCAUUGAAUUCUUGCAGUACUUUUCAUUCCGUCUUUUUUUAUAUUGCCUCAUUAUAUUUUUCUACAGAAUAUCACUCCAAACGUACGGCGACAAUCUCAGAUCAGUCAAAUCGAAGAACAUAUCCAGGUCUUUAGUGUCUGUUAAAGUUAAUCUGAUGUUUGAAGGACUGUUGUGCCAAAAUAAUCUGUUUUUUUCUAACAAUGUGGAGGCAGAUGUCGGGAGUUGAGUCGGAAAAAAAAAACCCGGAAGCUGGGACCAGAGGUGAAACACGAGGCAGCAUUGAAUCUGUUGCCUUGACGCUUGUGUCAACAAUCUGUUUGUUGUUUUGUUUUGUUUUUUUCCAUAGAUCAGGUUUUGUCUUUUUGCUUCUCCAGAAAUAUAUUUUUCAAGAUAACUUCAUUUUGUUGCAUCGUCUGAAAUCGUCGGAGGAGUGUUGCCAUGUUUCCCUCCCUCGUCAUCAAAGAAAACGUUUGGUUCAUUGUUCAGCUUAAAAGAAAAAAAAAUAACACCAGCAUGAAUUUGAAGACAAUCUAACGCUUUACGAACACACCUCCAACAUAUCAUGAGUUUCAACAUGUUUAACACAAAACACAGAAAAGUUUGUCUUAACGAGACAGUUUUAGUCUGUUUUAACUUGAAAAAGGUUGUGAGACAACAAACACUUUUUUUCAUUUAAGAAAAUUUAAUUUUAAUUUUCAAUAAUAUUUGCGAAAAGCCUAAACCCACGCUACCAACCGAGGCCUAGGUAUCAUGAAUUUAUUUAAAUACAAUUUUUUUAAUUCUACACGACUCUUACAAAUUUAUCAUCAAAAGUCAUCUGAGCACAAUUGGCCACUUAAAUAAAUAAAAUAUUAUCGAAGCUUUAAUUAAGAAAAACAUUGUGCCAUCUGGUGGAGAUAAAUUCCACAUUUUCCAGAAAUUAUCAUCAACAUUUACAAAUAAACUUACUGUAUAUGGAGGCCACAAAGUGCCAAUAUUUGAUGAAUCUUGUGCAAACAAGAUUUAACUUUGCACAGAAUAUGGAUCUGAUGUAGAGUGUGCACAAGAUGAUAAUUUCUGUGCAUAAAAUAAUUAUUACAUGUGAAGAAGAUUUUAAAAUUUUGAUUUGUGAAAUAAGAGAAAUCAGAUUUUACGACUCUAAAAUUAAAAUUUUGUACAAUGCAGUGAUAUUUUGAGGCUUUUGGAUUCUCAGUUAUCUGAACAGAAACCCAAACCACUAGAAACCAGUGACGACGCCUAACAGUCCAGUCUUCUCUUGGACCGGUACAUAAACAUAUAUUCUUGGCUCCCUGCUGCCUCCGUACACCCUCAACAUCUGCCCACAUCUGUCGACCAGCCGAGAGCCACCUGUGGUACAAUCACUUGCUCACACAUCCAGGUGUGUUUUCAGGCCGAUCACGCGCACACAUCCACAUCAAACUCUUAUUUUUUUUGGGGAGAGGUUCUCAUUCGCUAACUGCACUUUACAGGACUUUUUAUUUUUUUAGCUGAUUUCCGGUACAAAACUUUGUAGUUUCACGCAGCUGGAGUGAACUCGUUUAAAGGUGGACGUUUGGUUUGUGUGUUUUAGGAAGUGACUGACGUGGUGAAGAGAUUUCUGACUGUAAACAUCAGAUUUACUGAGUCUGGUUGAUGAUGGGGAACUUUGUUUUGGGAAAUUUGCUCUAAAUUCUUCCCUCACAUGAAUAAUUCGUUCUUUUUUUUUCACAAGAAACUGUUUGAACUGGAAAACAUCUGUUUGAUCAUUGAAAGUUAUUUUCUCUGUGAAUUUACAGGAUAACUGAUGUUUUCUGUUUUAUGGGACAUGAACAAAAUGUUGUUUAAUUCAAACUUUAACAUCAUCUAAAAGGUCAGAUCAUUAUUUCAAGGGAAUUGAUUUAGUUUAUGAUUUAAUAUUUGAAGGGUACAAAUUAAAAAUGUGAGGGAAUUGAGAAAUCUAAGGGCACUAAUUUUACUCAUGUAGGAGUUUUGGUAGAAAAUAAAACUUUUUUAACACCAUAAAUUGAGAAAUUUAAAAAACACAUUUCUAUAAAAAGUUAGAAGAUACCAAUUAUUAAAUAUCAUCUUUACACAAGAAGGUGUAGAAGAAUGUUGUGUAAAUGAAAUACAGCUUAACAUUAACAUUUGAAAAAUAACAAUUUGCAUUUUAUAUCUUUAUUUUAGAGCAGACAUCGAAACUAACGCAGAUGUUGCCGUUCAUCAUCGGCACCAAAACUUUCAGCCCCUUAAAAUGAGUUAAGUUUUGACUGAAGUCUGGAUCUGAUCAUCUGAACACAUCAGACGCUUCAUUCCAAUUUUUAGCUCUUUACAUUUUUCCAAAUGUGAUUUUUAGUCUAAAUCAGAGCAUCCUGAGGUUUGGUGCUUAUCAGAUUAAUUUACCAAACAAAUGUUCCUCCAGACUCUGUUAAAGCUUCAUGUUUAUUAUGGAGCCAGAAUAAAAUCCAGGAGACGUGUGACAGAUGGAAACGAGACAAAUCAAACUGCUCUGUGUCGUUAAAGAGUCGACGGCUUCGGGCCGAGCUUCGACAUUUUGUACAGAUCGUGAGGAACGUGGGUGAAAAAGGUCAAAGAAAGUAGAAAAAGAAAAAAGAUUGAAAAAGGCUGAGUCAUUUUUUUGUUUUUUGUUUUUUUUUAAAAAGCACUUUUGUCUCCAGGUUUUUAUCGGAGCUUCAAACAGGAAAAAACAGAAGUUUGUGUUGUUUCUUUUUUUUUUUUAAAUGUCCUUCAUCCGUUUUGAUCCCAUGGUGCUUUGCGAGGACGUUUGUGGAGAUGACCAACAUUUGGUUCGUCAUGUUUGUUUAAUUUCCACUAACUCUGCGUUUUUAUACAAUGACUGCUUUACCUGUAAACCAGAGUAUCAGAUGGACCUGUACAGCCCAUCCAGCUGCCACCAUAAGCUGUUGUAACUCAUGAAAUGCUGAUUUUUUUUUUCUUUUUGUUAAAUAUAAAGUGAGUGAACUUUUGAA